AUGCUGCACCCGGGCCGCCCAUGGCCGCCGCCGCCCGCCCGCGCCAUGCAGCAGCCGCCGCCGCGCGGCCCGGCGGGGGACGGCGCCCAGCGCCCGCGGGGGGGGACGCGCGGGGAGGCCCCGCCGGGGAGGCGCCGCGGCAGCGCACGGCCCGCAGCCGGCCCCGAGCCCGGCCCCGGCCCCGCGGCGGCGGCGGACCCCGAGCCCGAGCCCGGCCCCGAGCCCGGCCCCGGCCCGGCCCGGCCGCGGCCCCCUGAGGAGGCGGCGCCCCCCGGGGCGGCCCCGCUGCGCUUCGGGCUGCUGCCGGAGGAGCUGCACGGGCGGCUGCUGGAGCGGCGGGACUACCGCGGCCGCGCGCGGGCCGUGGAGGAGCUGAAGCGGCUGCUGGGGGCCGCCGAGCAGGGGGCGCUGGCCUCGGCGCCCGCCGGCAGCCUGCUGGGGCUGCUGGGCCUGCUGUGCGCGCUGCUGGACGACCCCAACUUCGGGGUGGUGCUGGGGGCGCUGGAGGCCGUCCACCUGCUGGCCCUGCGCCUGGCCGCCCGCCUGCCCGCCUUCCUGGCGCCCCUCGUGGCGGCGGCGGCCAAGGUGCUGGGGGACGCGAAGCUGCCGAUCCGCCGGGAGCACCGCCGCCUGCUCCUGCGCCUCAUGGAGGCCGCCGGGCCCCGGCCCGUGCUGGGGCUGCUGCUGCGGCAGGAGCACCUGCGGCACAGGAGCUCCAGGGUGCGCGAGGAGGUGGUGAACGUCUGCAUCGCGGCCCUGCUCACCUACCCCGGCGAGGAGCUGGACUUGGCCGAGCUGGCCUUCGGCCUGGCUCCGGCGCUGGUGGACAGCAAGCGCAGGGUCCGGCACGCCGCCCUGGAAGCCUUCGCGGCGCUGGCGGCGUCCGCGGGCCCCGGCAAAACCGCCCUUCUCUUCCGGGCCGUCGACGCGGUGGAACUGGAGGACGAUGGGGACGGGGUGAUGCACGCCGUGCAGGCGCGGCUGGCCAGAAAGGCCCUGCCGAGGCUGGCGGAGCAAGGCUUCGUGGAGUACGCCGUGCCCCUGCCUUCGGCCGGCCACGGCAGGGCCUCCAGCUUGCCGCAGGGAGCGGACACGGACUGGCUGUUGGCGGGCAGCAGGACUCGGAGCGCGCACAGUUACUGCGGGUACCUCGCGAGGGACGCCCCGCAAAGCUCCGGCUCGCCCGCUGACCAGGGAGUGAGUCCGAGAAGAGUCCUGAGCGCGGGUAAAGGGAAAAACAAACUGCCGUGGGAAAGCGAGCGCGCUGGAGACGAGGAGGGCGGCUCAGGAGGCGCGAUGCCCUCCACGAAGGGCGUGGAGCAGUUCUCUCCAUCCAAUGACUUUCUUCAUUCUCCAAAGUUAAGGCCCUCUCAAGGAAUGCCAGUCAGUGAGGAGUUAUUUUUUAGUAGAAAAAGGCCGCCGAGGAAUUUGUUUCAGAAUAGUAUAGAUUUUAACUCUGAGCAUUCUUCUGUUUGUGCUGGUGCUAUGGGCUCUCAUCAGCCGCAUAUUUCAGGGAAAUGUGGAACACUUGGAUGCACACAGACACAUGGGAAGAGUGGUAGUGUGGACUCUGAUUUACAGUUUUUAGGAUUAAAUAACUGUCAGCAAGACAAAGUCUGUGCCAGCCUAAAUUUUUCCAGCAAGACCCAGAGAAGUUUUUGCAAUCAAGUAGAACAUUCGUUGUCCUUCCAAGGUCCUAAUGCGAGCCAGGGGGCCUUCAUUCUGCCGUCCUACCCUCUGUCAUCACCCAGGACCAGCCCCAAGCACGUCUCCUCGCCAGCUGACUCUCCAAAAAAGUCACAAGAUAAUACCAUGAACUUCUCAAACUCCUGGCCUCUUAAAAGCUUUGAAGGACUGCCGAAGCCUAGUUCUCAGAAGCACCUUCGUAGUCAAAAGUCCGGAGACAAUACAGGGGACAAUUUGCAGGAGAAACACUCCUCUCUGCGGCUGAAGCCCACCUUGGUGAGACAUCCAGCUUCCCGGCGAGGCCUGAAUGGGACCAGACCCGUCCCCCCCAUACCGCGGCUCGCCAGCCCGCUGCCCGAUAAGAUUGAGUUAAGCGUGACAAAGUGGAAAAACGAAGAGUGUGAGGACGUGUGGGUGAACGAAGGGGGCAGGAAGCUUGCAGCUGAUCUUUCAGAGCUAACUCUUGAUGGCGAGGAAGUGGACCAAGAAGAGAUGCAAAGUUCACUUAGAUCUCUACGAAACAGCGCAGCUAAGAAGAGGGCAAAGCUAAGCAGCAACAUUUCAGAUCUUGAAAGUCCUGAUUCUGCUCUGAAACUUGACCUGUCUGGGGAUUCCCCUUCCCAUGCUUCCUCGCCAAGCGUGGGCUCCUAUAGCGAAAGCGGAGUUUACAGCCAGGAGUCUUUGACAUCUCCUAUAUCCACGGUUCCUCAGAGAAAGAGAAUAAUGUCAGACACCUUUCCACUGCUUGGCAGAAAAUCACAGCCUGCAAGAGUAUCUUCAGCAAGAAAUCGAGAUGCAAAUGUGGCAGAACAUAACUCAAGCACAGCAUUUGAUGAUAAAGGGACCUCUAAUGUUAGCGUAGUUGGCCAACGUCUGAACUGUGGCAAUGGAUGUGGAGAUUAUGAGGACAAGAAGCAAAAAGAAGCGUCACGAACUAUUUUUAAAAGUCAAAAUAUGGAACAACAAAGAAAUUUUAAGCAUUCAAAAGUUUUUGCAGGGUCAACAUCUGGUUUUCAACAGAUGAACAACCUAGAUUUCAUUUCGCCAAGUGUCUUGUCUGAAGAUGCAGUCGUAAUCGUUGGUAAAGGUGUUUUUGGAAGUCCUUCUUCUGCUCAAACACAUAGCCAGUCCAUAACAUGUGCAGAGAAUGGAGACGACCAAGCUGUCAAACAGGAGACUGAGCCAUCCUCAGGGAUCUGUAGGAGAAGCAUCCAGCAUAGCAGUGCUUCUCGUUUCCACGCUGAAAAUGAAAAAGAGAUAAAAGUGGCCUUGUCAAAAUCUGUCCAGGAUAAGAUGCGGCAGAAGAAAAAGGAAGGAAAAGAACAAAAUCACAAAGAACAUCAGGAAGUCAAAGACCUUGAAGAAAAGGAAGAAAAAUCUUGGGAAAGACUUAAACUAAAUGAACCAGAGAAAACGACAACAGAAAAGUUAAAUCUCUGCGGGGAUAUACUAGCAUCAUCAAGAAAUAUAUCGUUGUCAUUAGAAAAUGUUGCCUUGAAUCCUUCAUUAAAAAGAACAUCCAGUUUGAAGAAAACUAAAUGUUCAGCCUUGCUAGAUUCUGAUGAAAUUUCUCUUGGGCCACGAGGACGCUAUAAAGACCGGACCCCAUCAGUCACUCAUAGUCCAGAAAUAAUGGAUCCAUCAGAACUGCAGCCCUUUUCAAAACCAGAAACGGCACUGACAGAAGCCCUGGUACUUUUAGCUGAUGAUGACUGGGAGAAGAAGAUUGAAGGUCUGAACUUUGUUAGAUGUUUGUCUGCCUACCAUGCAGCUAUUCUGACUGUAAAGCUACAUGAAACAAGUCUGGCUGUGGCUCAAGAGGUCAAGAAUUUACGCUCAGGUGUUUCUCGAGCUGCUGUGGUCUGUUUAGGGGAUUUGUUCACCCACCUGAAAAAGAGCAUGGAUCAAGAACUAGAUAAUACAGUAAAAGUCCUUUUGCACAAAGCUGGUGAAUCCAACACAUUUAUAAGGGAAGAGGUAGACAAAGCACUGAAGGCUAUGGUUAAUAAUGUGACUCCAGCACGUGCACUUUGUUCUCUUAUAAAUGGAGGGCAAAGCCAUCUGCAUGCGGCGGUGAGGAGAUGCACAGCCCAGCACAUGUCGGAUAUUGUAGAACGUAUGGGACCGGAGUGGAUGCUGGCUGGAACCAAAGUUGUCACUGAUAGGAUUUUCCCUGCAAUAGCCAGGUUUGCACUGGAUAGUUCACAGCAAACAAGGUAUUAUGGUCGAAAGAUGCUUUUCAGUAUGAUGAAUCAUCCUGAUUUUGAUAAAACACUUGAAAAGUAUGUGCCAGCCAAGGAUUUGCCUUACAUUAAGGAAUUUGUUAGCAAUCUACGUCAAAAGGGUUUGGGGGAGAUGCCAUUAGACACACCCUCAGCAAAAGGAAGACGUUCUCAUACUAGUAUUGUUGGGCAUUCAAGGUCAUCAUCUACUUCCAGAGAUGCUCUCAGCGUCACUGACAGAGAGACUACAGAAGCCCGUGAAGUUACAAGAAAAGCAGCUCCUCGUAAUUCAAUAGAAAGUGAAGAGUAUGUUAAAGACAUUAUAGGUUUAUUGAAUGCAAAAGACUUCCGUGAUCGAAUAAAUGGAAUUAAUCAGCUGUUAUCAGAUACAGAGAACAAUCAAGACUUCGUUGUUGCAAACAUUGUGAAGAUCUUUGAUGCUUUCAAGCCUCGCUUACAUGACUCAAACAGUAAAGUAAAUCAGGUUGCUUUGGAGACAAUGUACAAGAUGAUUCCAUUGCUGAAAGACAAUUUAUCUCCGGUGAUCAACAUGUUAGUUCCUGCAAUGGUAGACAACAACCUAAACUCCAAAAAUCCAGGGAUUUAUGCAGCUGCCACAAAUGUUAUUCAGGCUCUAUGUCAACACUUAGACAACUAUUUGCUUCUCCAACCAUUCUGCACAAAAGCCCAGUUUCUGCAUGGAAAAGCAAAACAAGACAUCACAGAAAAGCUUGCUGAUCUCGUCGCGGAGCUGUACCCGCGGAAGCCCCACGCCGUGGAGCAGAAGGUUUUGGCCGUGCUCUGGCACCUCCUGGGCACGGCGACCAGCGGCGGCUCCGCGCCGGGGGCCGGGGGCAGCAUUCGGACGGCCACGGCCAAGCUGUCCAGGGCCCUGUUCGCACACAUGGGGCCCAGCCUGCUGGCGCACGCCGCCGCGCAGCCCCCGCACGUCAGGAGGAGCCUGGAGGAGUGCCUGGAGCUGGCGGCCUGAGGCGCCGGGACGCGGGACGGGACGGGACGGGACGGACCACGGCAGGGGACGGGCGGAGCGGCCCCGGGCUGCCCGCGCGGGGCCGGCGGCUUUGCCGCAGCGCGGGGCAGCGCGGGGCGGGCGGCAAUAAAGGCCCGUGGCGGACCUCA
Cygnus olor (mute swan) is the source of this 5048-nucleotide messenger RNA. RefSeq names its product TOG array regulator of axonemal microtubules 1 (gene TOGARAM1). Gene Ontology annotation, molecular function: microtubule binding. The transcript has 23 exons. Gene Ontology annotation, cellular component: cytoplasmic microtubule; cilium. Lineage: Eukaryota; Metazoa; Chordata; Aves; Anseriformes; Anatidae. Gene Ontology annotation, biological process: microtubule cytoskeleton organization. The coding region runs from base 1 to 4899 and encodes 1632 amino acids. The record is from RefSeq and is a predicted model, not a curated record.